Messenger RNA from Aethina tumida (small hive beetle), 3719 nucleotides. RefSeq names its product xanthine dehydrogenase-like. The coding region runs from base 1 to 3711 and encodes 1236 amino acids. The transcript is spliced from 18 exons. The record is from RefSeq and is a predicted model, not a curated record. Lineage: Eukaryota; Metazoa; Arthropoda; Insecta; Coleoptera; Nitidulidae. Gene Ontology annotation, molecular function: FAD binding; 2 iron, 2 sulfur cluster binding; iron ion binding.
AUGUAUUUUUUAGUCGACGCCUAUGACAUAACACCAGAAACAACUUUAAACACAUAUUUACGUGACAAAGCCCAUUUAACUGGCACGAAGAGAACUUGCCUUGAAGGAGGAUGUGGAGCUUGUAUUGUAGCGGUCGAACACACGGAUCCGAUAACAAAAACGAAAAGGUUCUUUUCAAUUAACUCGUGUUUGGUGUCGAUAUUUUCUUGCCAUGGUUGGAAAAUCCAUACUAUUGAGGGCAUUGGAGGUCCGCUGACAGGAUACCAUCCCUUGCAGAAAAAAUUAGCGGAAGGAAAUGGUAGCCAAUGUGGAUAUUGUUCUUCAGGGAUGAUCAUGAACAUGUACUCAUUAAUAAACUCUGGAAAACUAACCGUAGAGGAAAUAGAAAACGCCUUUGCGGGUAACAUAUGUCGGUGCACAGGAUACAGACCAAUUUUGGAUGUGUUUAAGUCUUUUGCAUCCAUGGAUAUUGAGGACAUCAAACCUUGUAACCAAAUAUGCAAUAAUGAAUGCGCAAAUAUUUGUGGGAAAAUAAAAAACUUUAAAACGGGCGAUGACAAAGUAAAUUGGAUGAAGUUUUAUAAUUUGAGUGACUUGCUUCAGGUCUUGUCUACCACCACCAGAACUUACAUGCUUGUUGCUGGAAACACCGCAAGGGGUGUAUACAGAAACAUCCCACCCAUAAAUUACUACGAUGUUACCAGCGUGAAGGAAUUGAUAUCUUGGUCUAUAAAUGAGGAUACUGUUAUACUGGGAGGAAAUCUUUCACUUAAUCAAACGAUUCAAGUGUUUAAGACUGCUGCUAAAGGCGUAAAAUUUAAUUAUUUAUCCAAGGUUGCAGAUCAUUUAGAUUUAGUCGCUAAUAUACCAGUUCGAAAUAUUGGGACAUUAGCAGGAAAUUUAAUGUUGAAAUAUGAUCAUCCAGAAUUUCAGUCCGACAUAUUCUUAAUUUUGGAAACAAUUAAUGCCAAAUUAGUGAUUGUGGAUGUUUCCGAAAAUGAAACAAUAACUUGUGCUCAAAAAUUUUUGAAAACGAAUAUGUACCACAAAGUAAUAAAACAGAUAAUCAUACCUGGGUAUGAUAACACAUAUAAAUAUACUAGUUACAAGAUUAUGGCAAGAGCUCAAAACACAAAAGCUACAGUUAAUGCCGGAUUUCUCCUCAAAAUAAUUGAUGGAAUUGUUAAAGAUUGUAGAAUUGUUUAUGGAGGUAUAAAUCCUGAAUUUGUACACGCAUCAAAUACUCAAAAUUAUCUGGUAAACAAAAAUCUAUUCGACAAUGCUAUAUUGAAACAAGCAUACGAGACUCUAAACAAAGAACUGAAACCUAAUUAUGUUUUACCUGACUUUAAACCAGAGUACCGGAAGAACUUAGCCAUUUCACUAUUCUAUAAGUUUGUGCUUAGUAUUGCUCCACCCCAAAGAAUAACUGCAAAAAAUAAAUCAGGAGGAGAACUGUUACAAAGACCAAUAUCUUCUGGUGUUCAAGAAUAUUCAUCUAAUAAAGAUCGAUAUCCCCUAUCAAAACCAAUGGUUAAAUUGGAGGCUUUAUCACAGACGUCAGGACAGGCAGAUUAUAUAGAAGACAUGCCUGAUUUGCCUGAACAGCUAUUCUGUUCCUUCGUAUUGGCCAAAUCCCCAGCAAAUUCUGUAAUCACCAAGAUUGACACCUCUAAAGCUUUGAAAAUUCCUGGUGUGGUCAAAUUUUUCGGGAAGGAAGAUAUACCUGGUUCUAACGUGUGGACACCAACGACAAAAUCAAUAUUUACAGUUAACGAAUACUUAUUUUGUGAAGGCACUGUUCUGUACUAUGAUCAACCGGUGGGUAUUAUAGUAGCAAAUAAUCAAUUAGUUGCUGACAAAGCCGCAGAUUUGGUUGCUAUUACAUUUACACCCCCAACUUCCAAACCCUUAUUAAACAUCAAGGAUGUGCUUAAUGCGCCCAUCGACGUUCAAAAAAAGAAGAUUAUACAUCAAACCGAUGUCGUACCAAAAAGGAAGGGUACCGACAUUAAAAAAGAAGUAAAGGGAGAUUUUUACAUAGGCCUUCAAUAUCAUUUUCAUAUGGAGACGCAAAUGUGUAACGUUGUGCCAAGAGAUGAUGGUCUCGACGUGUACACAUCCACUCAGUGGAUUGACUGUAACCAAGUUGCAAUUGCUAAUGUUUUAAACAUAAAGAAUACACAAGUAAACAUCAAAGUUAAACGACUGGGGGGCGCAUUUGGAGCGAAAAUCAUGCGGAAUGGCGUCGUUUCAUGUGCUGUAGCGUUAGCAGCUUAUAAAUUGCGAAAACCGGUGAAAAUGCGUAUGUCUUUGGAGAAGAACAUGCGCGUGAUUGGGAAAAGGUAUCCUUUAUAUGUGCAAUACGAUGCCGGAGUUAAUGCUAAAGGAGUCAUACAAUAUUUAAAUGCUAAACUAUAUUCUGACUUUGGAGUGGGUGGAAAUGAACCGGUUGAUUCUAUGCUCGUUGACAUGUUUCAAAAUUGUUACAUUUCGGACACUUGGAGUUUUUCCACCUACGUCGUCAAUACUGAGACUCACGCAAACUGUUGGACUCGAGCUCCAGGAACGAAAGAAGGGUUGUGUGCCAUCGAAGCUAUUAUGGAACACAUCGCUUUGUCUUUGGGUAUAGAUUCUUUAGAGAUGAAACUGGCAAACACUAAUCAAACGAAGCAUAAGAAAAUCGUCGACUUCAACAAUGAAUUGCAAACUUGGGCUAAUAUUAAGCAAAGAAAACAGAACAUAGAAAAAUUCAAUAAUGACAAUCGUUGGAGGAAAAGGGGUAUGUCUAUUGUGCCCAUGGCUUGGGUACUGGAGGUCUUGGCCAAUUAUGUGUCACUUGUAUCAAUAUUUCAUGGGGAUGGAAGCGUGGCCAUAGCCCAUGGAGGUAUUGAAAUGGGCCAAGGUAUUAAUACAAAGGUGGCCCAGGUGGCAGCAUACAAACUUGGCAUACCUAUGGACAUGAUUCAAGUAAAGUCAUCUAGUACUUUAUGUAAUCCAAAUAAUACAUCAACUGGCGGUAGUUUAACCAGUGAGGCGGUUUGUUAUGCUACGAUGAAAGCUUGUGAAAUAUUAAUUGAACGUAUGGCUCCUACUAAAAAGACUAUGAAAAAUCCCACUUGGCCUGACUUGGUUAAGAAAUGUUUUGAUAAUUUUGUAAAUCUAAGUGCAAGUUCAUUCUAUUCACCAAAUGAACCAAAUAUCAAGGAGUAUUACAUAUAUGGCCUGGCAGCGGUGGAAGUAGAAAUAGACAUACUUACCGGAAAAAAUCAAAUUCUUCAAGUAGACAUUCUCGAAGAUGUUGGCGAUAGUAUGAAUCCUAUAAUAGACAUAGGACAAUUGGAAGGAGCUUUUGUUAUGGGUAUUGGUUACUAUACUACCGAAGACAUUGUUUACAAUGACCAAGGAGAAAUAUUAACUGAUAGGACUUGGACUUACACACCACCUGGAGCCAAAGAUAUACCAAUUAAAUUUAAUAUAAAGUUUCCAUCUAACAUACCAAACGAUGUUGGCGUUUUACAGUCUAAAGCUAUUGCCGAACCACCCAGUUGUUUAUCAUGUGCUGUACCUUUAGCAAUACGACAUGCUGUAGCUUCAGCUCGAAAGGAUGCAGAUCCGACAAAACAACCUUGGUAUCCAUUUGAUGGUUGCUCAUCGAUUGAUAAUAUAUUUCUUAACAGCCUUAAUGAUUAUAAUCAGUAUGUUUUAUAAUUUUUUUU